AUGACUGACUACCUGUACGACAACGUUGUUCCCAACUUCCGCUUGGAUGGCAAGCUUGCGAUUCUCACCGGCGGCCUGGGCGGGCUCGCCCUGGUGAUCCUGAGAGCCCUCGUCGCCCAAGGGGCCGAGGUCGCUUUGGUCGACAUGAACUUGGAGCGCACCAAGCAGGCGGCCAAGGACGUCGCCCAGUGGGCCACCGAAGAACUCAAAGGCCGUAGCGACGCGCCCGUGCCUGAAGUGCUGGCGUGGAGCUGCAACAUUGGCGACGCCGGCCACGUCGACGAGACUUUUGCUCAGAUCAACACCCACCACAAGAAGAACGCGCUGAUUUUGAUCAACACUGCCGGCUACUGCGAGAAUUUUGUCGCUGAAGACUACCCCGCUGCCAACGCCGAAAACAUCAUGAAGGUGAACGGGUUGGGCGCCUUCUACGUGUCGCAGGCGUUUGCCCGCCCCUUGAUCGCUGCGAAGGAGCUGGGGCUGAUCAUCUUGAUCGGGUCGAUGCUGGGGACUAUCGUCAACGACCCCCAGCCCCAAUGCAUGUACAACAUGCUGAAAGCUGGCGUGAUCCACCUUGCGCGCUCGUUGGCGUGCGAGUGGGCCAAGUACAACAUCCGCGUCAACACGUUGCUGCCGGGGUACAUCUUGACCCCGUUGACCAAGAACGUGAUCGGGCUGCACGCGGAAAUGAAGGAGGCGUGGGAACUGAAGAUCCCCAUGCACCGCAUGGCCGAGCCCAAGGAGUUUGUCGGGCUGAUCCUCUACUUGUGCAGCGACACCGCCUCCCUGUACACCACGGGGCACAACCUUGUCGUCGACGGCGGCUACGAAUGUUGGUAA
Molecule: messenger RNA, 840 nt
Organism: Diutina rugosa
Lineage: Eukaryota; Fungi; Ascomycota; Pichiomycetes; Serinales; Debaryomycetaceae
Gene: ARD
Product: Ardp
Exons: 1
Coding region: 1-840 (279 amino acids)
Molecular function (GO): oxidoreductase activity, acting on the CH-OH group of donors, NAD or NADP as acceptor
Source: RefSeq, a predicted model, not a curated record